GUUAUCGUCAGUCAUAUUAUACAGGUAGAACUAAGUACUUCUAAGUGUCAUCAUUGCGACAUCGUUUUUUAGUCACGCGAAGGGUAAAAUAAUGUGUCAAAAAAUUACCUAUUUAGUUUUUAUUAAUGUUAUUAUCUGUGCCUAUACCGAUCCUCAGCUGGACAUACCAGCUCAUAAUUUAGCGCGACAUUAUGGCAAUAAUCAGUACCAAACAAAUCCUGAAAGCGAUAGGGGUAGCUACAGUAAUGAUCCUUAUCAGAGGACGUAUGACAGAGAUCCGCCAUAUGAGAGAGACUUACAAUACGGCCGCAAUCCCGUAGACAACAACUACCCGACUAGGAAUCAAAAUCCAAUUGAAAACGAUUACCAACAGAGACAAAGUUUGCCGUACCAUGGUGACAUUCGAGCUUUGCUGCAAGGGUUAGACAUCCAAGCGUCUCAACAAUGCACAAACAACGUCGCCGCUCAAUGGAAUUUUGAAACUAAUGUCAACCAGGCAACCCAAGUAGAAGCGUUACAUGCACAACAGACUUUUGCUCAAUUUCAACAUGGAAUGUGGAGUAUGUUGAAUCGUGUAGGCAUUGCCAGAAGUCCGGACCCUCUCACGUUUAGGCAAUUACGGUUCUUAUCGGUUGUGGGACCAUCUGCUCUUUCGCCGGACCAGCUGGAUAGGGCCUUAGGCCAGUGUGCGCACCAACCAGAUGGAGAUAUAGUGACGAAUCAACAACGUAGCUGCGAGCAAAACAAAUCAGCUGAUUUCACAGAUACUGCCGAUUAUUGGAUGUUUCCAUACGAGUCACCCUCGUUAACUCAUGAUUUGGAAGAAGCCUGGGAAACCGUAAAACCUUUAUAUGAACUCUUGCAUGCAUACGUUCGUCGUCGCUUACGUGAUUUUUACGGACCUGAAAAAAUAAAUCGAAGAGCACCUCUACCGGCACAUGUGUUGGGUAAUAUGUGGGGUCAAUCCUGGAGUCACAUUUUCGAUAUAUCCCAGCCCUAUCCAGGAAGAGAUUUUUUGGACGUGGGACCGGAAAUGAUUCGUCAGGGUUAUAGUCCAGUUGAUAUAUUCAGAUUAGCCGAGGAUUUUUUUGUAUCAAUGAAUUUUUCCGCGCUUCCACUGGAUUUUUGGAGCGGGUCUCUUUUACAAGAACCUGCCGAUCGAGUGGUGCUAUGCCAACCAUCUGCAUGGGACUUUUGUAAUCGCGAGGACUUCAGGAUAAAAAUGUGCACUCGCAUAAAUAUGAAGGAUCUAAUUACUGCUCACCACGAACUGGCACAUAUACACUACUUUAUUCAGUAUCGAAACUUGCCCAAAGUGUUUAGAGACGGAGCAAAUCCAGCGUUCCACGAAGCAAUUGGGGAAGCGAUUGGAUUAUCCGUUGGGACACCAAGACAUUUACAAGCAUUGGGUCUUGUGCAAACGUCAGUGGACGAUUCUGCGGUUAAUAUAAACUACUUAUACAUGAUGGCGCUUGAUAAGGUGGCAUUUUUACCGUUUACUUAUUUAAUGGAUAAAUGGAGAUAUGACGUAUUUAAAGGGGACAUUUACAAAGAUCAAUAUAAUUGUCAUUGGUGGAGAUUGAGUGAAUUAUACACGGGAAUCAAGCCACCAGUUUUACGUUCCGAAAUGGAUUUUGAUCCUGGCUCCAAAUAUCACAUCGCAGCAAAUAUUCCGUACAUGAGAUUUUUCGUUAGCACUUUACUACAGUUUCAACUAUAUCGAGCUUUGUGUCGAGCAGCCGGACAAUAUGAUUCAUUAAACAUCAAUCAACCACUGCAUAAGUGUGACAUUUAUCGCAGUAAAGAAGCGGGUCUUGUAUUGAGGCGCCUUAUGGAAAAAGGUUCUUCUUUGCCAUGGAAUGAAGUACUUUUUCAAGCGAUAGGGGAGAGCCGAUUAGACGGAAAUGCAAUGAGGGAAUACUUUAGGCCUUUGGAAGAUUGGUUGCGAAAUGAAAAUCUAAGGACGCAAGAAUACGUAGGGUGGGUCUAUGACGGCGAUUACUGCAAGCAAAGUAUUGAAACGGCAGGUUUGCAAGUUUAUGGAGGAUUUUACAAUGGAGCAUACGCAGCACUCCAAUCAUAUACUGUAUUAAUUAUUAGCAUUUGGGCCAGUAUCAGUUUGUAUAUAUUGAAACGAUGAUGACUAAAUGUGUAAAAGCUGUACUUAUUUAUAAUAUUUUUUGUAAAGCGUAGUAAUAAAGAAAAUCAUGGAGAGACCGUACUUUACAAAUA
Molecule: messenger RNA, 2232 nt
Organism: Photinus pyralis (common eastern firefly)
Lineage: Eukaryota; Metazoa; Arthropoda; Insecta; Coleoptera; Lampyridae
Gene: Ance-3
Product: angiotensin-converting enzyme
Exons: 10
Coding region: 92-2140 (682 amino acids)
Biological process (GO): proteolysis
Cellular component (GO): plasma membrane
Molecular function (GO): peptidyl-dipeptidase activity; metallopeptidase activity
Source: RefSeq, a predicted model, not a curated record